Molecule: messenger RNA, 2776 nt
Organism: Vespa crabro (European hornet)
Lineage: Eukaryota; Metazoa; Arthropoda; Insecta; Hymenoptera; Vespidae
Product: 2-phosphoxylose phosphatase 1
Exons: 4
Coding region: 754-2322 (522 amino acids)
Biological process (GO): dephosphorylation
Molecular function (GO): phosphatase activity
Source: RefSeq, a predicted model, not a curated record
UCGCGCGAAAACACGGCGCUGUGUCUUCGAUAAGAAUAAACGUUAGUAGAGGGAUUUCGGGUGAGCCUGUUCCCGGUCGGCUUAAGCUCGCGCAAGCUCAAGCUAAGAGGAGAAAUGAGCGCUUGCGCGUACCUACUACUAUUCGACCUAACCUUGAUUAGCGUCGACAGGAGGAGCGGCUAUGCGCCUCUCGGAAACGCAAAAAGUCGAUUCCCGUGGGUGGUCGCGACGCGUUUCGGCGUCGCGACGACGAGGAACAUCUAGUUGGCGAUCAUCGUAAGAGACGAGAGCUUCGUUCGACUCAUAGAAGGAAGUUGUGCUACUGAUAUUGUUACUACUGUUAUUACUGUUACCAUCGUUAACUGUUCCUGCUACUCCUACUGCUACUACUGUUGCUACUCCUAUUACCACUGUUACUACUACUGUUGCUGUUGUUGUUGCCGUUUCUAUUGCUGAUGCUACUGAUGCUGCUAUGUCGUCUAAAGGGCGCUCAAACGAGGCCUGAACAACGAGGAUGCAGUUUAGAUCCGUAAACUCGAUCAAACGGAUCCAGAUCCAAACUGAUCGAUCGACCACCAAUACCAACAAUUUCCUAACUUAUUGUCAUCGUCUUUAUCGUUAUCGUCGUCGUCGUUACCGUUAUCAUCGUCGUAACGCCUAUCCUCCUUCAUCCUCUUCUUCAUCAUCAUUAUCACCACUAUCAUCGUCAUCAUUAUCAUCUCACGACGCUCCUUCAACUAACACGGUCCUAAAAUGCUGGCGGAAAUGGUCCGUAUCUCUUACCAGCAUCGUGCAUUCUACUGCUACGUGAUUCUCAGCGUUUGGAUAUUCCUGCUGGUCGCAGGAAUGUACAAAUAUAUUGGAAUCGAUGAGAAGAGUUCGAUGCAAGCUAGAACGUUGAACGGUGAUUUGUUGAUAAGAGAAUAUCCGCGUAAUUUGAAAUCGGAUAUUAAAACGAAGAAGAUAUUUCGAUUUUGUAAUUCACCAAAUGACAUUAAAACAGAGGUCGAAGGAAAAAUUGAUGGGAGUUUAACAUUGGGCGGUAUAGUGAUGUUUAUUCGUCAUGGAGAUCGAGGACCCUUGGCUCACAUAAGAAAUAUAAGCGCAGUUAAUUGCGGCGGCGACUUUGGUACACUUCCGGAAUUAGAAAAUGUUUAUUCAAAUUAUCUAGCUUUUCUACAAAACGUCUCGAGUUAUUCCAGAACGGCAUGGGCACAAUUUUUAGGACCAUUCCAUGGUUUUCCAAUGUUACCAAGUAAUUCAAAGGAUUGUAAAAUAGGACAACUUACGACGCUCGGUAUUGGACAAUUGUUAAAAACCGGAAUCACAUUGAGAAAUGCGUAUUACCAUAAGCUUAAUUUAGGAAACGGUACUAUAUCAAGCAAGGAUGUAGUUGUUUAUAGUACCAGAUAUAGAAGAACGGUACAGAGUGCCGUUGCAUUGUUGUAUGCGCUAUUAGAAAAUGAUACCUUUCAAAAUCUUGCUAAGAUAACGUUACAGGAAAGUCAAAGUUAUGCAUUUUGUAACGUCGAUUGUGUCUGUCCAGCUGCCGAAAGAUUUUUUAAGCAACACUUAAAGGAAAUGUCAGAUCAUUUGAAAUCUCAUCCGGCAGUGACCGAUUUAAUAAGACAGGCAUCGAACGCGGUUUUCGAAAUUCCAGAACAAGCUCAAUCCAUUGAUCCAAAUACCUUAAGAGACGCUCUGUUAACUUACGUCUGUCACGGUGCCUCCUUGCCAUGUGUAGACUUUGAAACGCAACGAAUUUGCGUUAAAACCGAACACGUAACUGGUCUUUUCGCAUAUACCGAAUGGGAAGCUAAACAACUUGCUAAGAGUAACAGUAGAAAAAAAUAUGGUUUACUUAGAGCAUAUGGACUAUUACGUAGUAUAGUAACUUAUAUGCUUCGCAUUAUAUCUGAAGCGAAACCAAAAAUAGUUUUAUACUCUGGUCACGACAAAACAUUAGAAUAUCUUGCCACUGCGUUGGGCAUAGUAUCCGAUAGAGUAACUAUACCGCAUUAUGCUUCUCGUUUUAUUAUCGAAGUAUAUAAGAUUAAUUCUAAAAACGAGGAUCACGUUGCCAGUGAUUUUUACUUUCGCGUAUUGAUUAACGGUAAAGAUUUCACGCAAAAAAUACCAUUUUGUAGAAAUGCCAAUUUUUAUAGCGCGACGUACGUCGAACACGAUGACACCAACAAAACGAAAAGAGAUUCUAAGCUCUGUCCAAUCGAAACGAUUAUAAGACACUUGCACGAUGAUUAUUUUGUACCUUUCAAUGCAACCAAUUUUAAAGAUGCAUGCUCCGCCAGAAAACACGUAUAGUUUUCAUUAUAAGAUAUAUAAUCGAUGAAAGACCACGAACUGUUAAUUUUUGUUUAAUUAUAACAUAAUUAAUUUAUAAUUAGGAUAAGUCAUUCUGUUUAUACCAAUUCUUAUAAAAAGUUAUGUUCUAACUUUAUUAUAUAUUUUAUAUAGUUUAUUUAUAUAUAUAUAUAUAUAUAUAUUCUUUUUUUUUUCUUCAACAUUCCUUAAUGCGUUUUUAUAUACCUGUAAAUAAUCUAUAUUGAAAUAUUUAAAAGGAGCAAUUAAGACAAUGACUGUAGAUAAUUUAAUUUUUAAUAUAAUGUCAUAUAUUAAUAUCGAAAAGAAAGUAUUAGAUGAUAUUCUAAUAAGACUUACACACGUAUUAUUAUUGCAUUGCGAGAUAUAAUAAUUUCCAUUGAAAGCGAGCAAAGGAAAACAAAAAAAAAAAAAAAAAAGAAUAAAUAAAGAGAAG